This is a messenger RNA of Anopheles bellator, 410 nucleotides long. RefSeq names its product NADH dehydrogenase [ubiquinone] 1 beta subcomplex subunit 1 (gene ND-MNLL). Lineage: Eukaryota; Metazoa; Arthropoda; Insecta; Diptera; Culicidae. Bases 165 to 335 code for a protein of 56 amino acids. Gene Ontology annotation, cellular component: mitochondrion. The record is from RefSeq and is a predicted model, not a curated record. The transcript has a single exon.
CAUUAGAUGGUUCGGCAAUUUUGGAGUCGAUAUAAGGUCGUCAUCAUCUUCCCAACGCUUUCGCUCGGAUCCAUUUUGGCCGACUACACCUACACCCAGCGGUGGAAAAAGGAGCAGAGCAAACUCCAACAAUCUUAAGCCGGCGAACGAUAUUAGAGUAAAGCAUGGUUCUCGGACUUAGUCGUCAGUACUUGUGGACGGUCGUUCCACUGCUUGGCUUCUGGUUUGGAUCGUUUCUCGACGACAAGGAAACGGAACGGAUGACCAUGUUCCGCGACAAAAGUGCCCUGUACGGGCGCACAUUGAAGGAGGGUGAGAAACCUUCCUGGCCCUAGGAUUUCUUGGCAACAAAGAACCGCUAAGAGGCCGUCAAUUUGUUAGUAAUGGGAAUAAACUAAGUUUUUGCUUUA